CGGGCUUGGCAGUGCUGUUUUCUCGUUCUUUGUGAAACCGGGUCGGUGGUGAGAUCGGGAUGGGGAGUGGGUUCUCGCCCCCUUGGACGGGGAGCCGGAGACGGAUUAUUCUCUGCGGGGCAACACCAACAAUUUUCCUUCGUUAGACCUGCGGUGAGAAGUUUAUUUGAAGAAAAACCCCAACUGGAAGCAAACCACAGCUGAAGACGAGGGAACAGCAACAAGUGAAUUGGCCUGAGGACUGAGAACAGCAACUGGAGAGAACAACUCUGCAUCAAGAGACUCGGAUUUCCCAGUGAUUCAGUCAGGAGAAAGUUUGGGCCAUGCGUUAAGAAUUCUGCCGGCGCUGAAGCGCCGAUGAAAUGCGCAGGCGUCAGGCUGAGGACGUCCCUGAGUUUCACGCAUGUGCGCAGUACACUGAAGGCCUUGAAAAUGUCGGCUACAGGUUAAAAACGAGAAGGAAUUUGUCGCCGGGAAUCUCAAACACAACACGCUAGUUUUGCUGUCUCUGUCUGGAUAUUUAAGAAGUGGAGCAAGGGAUUCACUCAAUCAUCCUUCCUGCUCAGACUGUGGGGAGGGAUUCACUCGAUCAUCCUUCCUGCUCAGACUAUGGGGAGGGAUUCACUCGACCAUCCUUCCUGCUCAGACUGUGGGGAGGGAUUCACUCGGUCAUCCUUCCUGCUCAGACUGUGGGGAGGGAUUCAAUUGAUCAUUUGACCAAAUAGCAAGCCAGUCAUUUUACACAGAAGAAAGGCUGUUCACCUGCUCAGACAGUGGGAAUAGAUUCACUCGGUUAUCACAAUUGAAUGUACAUCAGCAAGUUCACACUGGGCAAGGCCAUUCAUCUGUUCUGUGUGUGAGAAAGGAUUCAGUUGGACCUGUGGACACAUCAGUCAGUUCACACCACACUGGGCAGAAGCUGGUGAUCUGUUGAAUUUCUGAGAAAGGAUUCACUCAGUCAUUUGACCUAAUGGCUCACCAGCAAGUUCACACUGGGGAGAAGCCGUUCACCUGUUCAGUCUGUGAGAAGAGAUUCACUCAGUCAUCCCAACUACAGAGACAUCAGCGAGUUCACACUGGGGAGAAGCCAUUCACGUGCUCAGAAUGUGGGAAAGGAUUCAGUGAGUUAUUUAGCCUACUUAGACAUCAGCGAGUUCACACUGGGGAGAAGCCGUUCACCUGCUCAGAAUGUGAGAAGAGAUUCACUCAGUCAUCCCAACUACAGAGACAUCAGCGAGUUCACACUGGGGAGAAGCCAUUCACGUGCUCAGAAUGUGGGAAAGGAUUCAGUGAGUUAUCCAACCUACAGAGUCAUCUGCGAGUUCACACUGGGGAGAGGCCGUUCACCUGCUCAGAAUGUGGGAAGGGAUUCACACUGUCAUCCCACCUACUGGUACAUCAGCGUGUUCACACUGGGGAGAAGCCGUUCACCUGCUCAGUCUGUGGGGAGGGAUUCACUCAGUCAUCCCACCUACGGAGUCACCAGCGAGUUCACACUGGGGAGAAGCCAUUCACCUGCUCAGUCUGUGGGAAGGGAUUCACUUACUCAUCCCACCUACAGAGUCAUCAGCGAGUUCACACUGGAGAGAGGCCGUUCACCUGCUCAGUCUGUGGGAAGAGAUUCACUGAUCCAUCCAACCUACAGAGUCAUCAGCGAGUUCACACUGGGGAGAAGCCGUUCAGCUGCUUAGUCUGUGGGAAGAGAUUCACUCGCUCAUCCAGAUUACUGGAACAUCAGCGAGUUCACACUGGAGAGAGGCCAUUCACCUGCUCAGACUGUGGGAGGGGAUUCACUCAUUUAUCCAGCCUACAGAGUCAUCAGCGAGUUCACACUGGGGAGAAGCCAUUCAUCUGCUUAGUCUGUGGGAAGAGAUUCACUUGCUCAUCCAGAUUACUGGAACAUCAGCGAGUUCACACUGGAGAGAGGCCAUUCACCUGCUCAGAAUGUGGGAAGAGAUUCACUCGCUCUUCCACACUACAGAGACAUCAGCGAGUUCACACUGGAGAGGAGCCAUUUACCUGCUGAGAAUGUGGGAAAGGAUUCACUCAGUCAUCCCAACUACUGGCACACCAGUCAGUUGUUAUGUAUCCCUAGGUUUUGUUUGCUGUGGACUGUCAUUUUAAGAGAGAGAGAGAGAGAUUAGGAAGGUGAAUCAGUCUGACUUGCAGCUUGUUUACAUCACUCCCAGCUUGUUCAGUUUUAACUGAGGACACAGACGCUCAGAGUCAGACGGAGAUGAAUGAGGAAAAAUGGAAGGAUCGAAACAAGGGAAAUAGGUGCCAAGGGUCACUGUUUGGAAUUUUCCUAUGCCCACAAGUGUGGGUUAAUUAUCGAUUCAUUGUACAUCGAAUGUGUGGUUGUCACCUCGUUUGAUCCAUAGGAGUGGAUCUGAUUUGGGGUAUCCUGUGAAGACCACUGAUGUGUUACCCCUUGCCUGGGUGUGGUGUGGUAAUUCACUUGAAGACGAUAUGCCUUGUGACAAGUCACUUUGGGUGAUAAUUAGUAUGUGGAUUUGGAAGGAUGACAGAUAAAAUCUACAGUGACUGUUCUCUUGUUUUACCACCAUGGAACCUGCGGAAUUCGACAUAAUUGCCUUCUAUCGACAUUUACCCUGGAUUACAAAUAUCUCUCUCAUCAGAUAUUCCGUGGUUGAACUGAACUUUCAUAAUUUACCAUCUGAAGACUCCAAGCCUUGUUUCCCCCUAGCUCAAUAGUUUCGGAUUUAUAUUUACACACAUAUAUACACAUAACACUGUUAACUUUUGUUUAUCUUGCUUAAGUUACUAUAUUAUAAGUAGAUUCUAAUAAAGAUAGUUUUAUGAUCAAAAACAGACUCCUGGUGUAGUCUCCACGAGGAAAUCUGCAGAUGCUGGAAAUUC
Hypanus sabinus (Atlantic stingray) is the source of this 2880-nucleotide messenger RNA. RefSeq names its product oocyte zinc finger protein XlCOF6-like. Gene Ontology annotation, cellular component: nucleus. NCBI's taxonomy places the organism in Eukaryota, Metazoa, Chordata, Chondrichthyes, Myliobatiformes, Dasyatidae. Gene Ontology annotation, biological process: regulation of transcription by RNA polymerase II. Gene Ontology annotation, molecular function: DNA-binding transcription factor activity, RNA polymerase II-specific; RNA polymerase II cis-regulatory region sequence-specific DNA binding. The transcript has 4 exons. Bases 971 to 2026 code for a protein of 351 amino acids. The record is from RefSeq and is a predicted model, not a curated record.